Messenger RNA from Fusarium redolens, 1932 nucleotides. RefSeq lists its product as uncharacterized. NCBI's taxonomy places the organism in Eukaryota, Fungi, Ascomycota, Sordariomycetes, Hypocreales, Nectriaceae. Bases 1 to 1932 code for a protein of 643 amino acids. The transcript is spliced from 3 exons. The record is from RefSeq and is a predicted model, not a curated record.
AUGGCGACUUCAAGAUCUGAGGAUGUUGAGCCGAGCAUCUCAGAUUUGACUAUCCGAAGAAUCAUCCAGACCGCCGUGAAUUUCGCGGUGGUCGGUGAAGUUGAUGGUGCCACCAAGCUUCUUGAAACACUUACAACCAGAGGUAUUGAUCCGUUUCAGUACUCUGAUUUUGAAUAUCUAUUCUUGAAGCCUUGCAUGUUUUUCGCCUGGGAAGCAACUUCGUCAUGGCCUUCUUGGGUUCCAGAGGAGGAACGCACCGAAGAAAAGCUUCAAGAGCUUGAACUUGAAGGAAGAAAGCACUGGCUGGAGAGAUUCAGUCAGGAAUGGGAUGUCACAGAAGAAAUUGCCCAAAAGGCUUUGGACAUGGCGUAUAACGGCUUAACUACGAACCUGCCUGACUACAAUGGAACACUCGCCGGACAAGUCAUACAGGCAGAAGUCAUGACCGCGAAUGGUGACUUCUCAUACUCAGCGAGUCCGAAUGGACCGAUGGCUAUCAGAUACAUGAAGAAAGCCAUGUGGUGGCGUCAAGGCAUUUUCCCUUAUCCUUUUGUUCAACUAUACCGCACCUCUGGUUUGAUGAUUGCCUUGGAUAUAUAUCUGCGCCUGGACAAAGAAGAAGAGGCUCAAGAGUUGUUCAAGAAAGUGUGCGAUCGUUUUCACACGGAAGAACAAAUUGAGCAGCUCGUAUGCUCUCGAGCGGCGUGGAAGCAAAUUCUUGCUGUUCCUGAGCGACCCCUCCUGGACUUUCUCAACAUUCAUGCGGCCAAGCUCAGGCCAGCCGUUUCUCGUGCCUGUCAAAUGGCUGAGAGCCGUUUGCAAGCUGGUCCGAGACGCCGAUAUGCCGGUCAAACUAUCGAAAAGUUGGUGCACAUAAUCAGUGAGAACACUUUCAAGAACUGCCCUUAUGACCGGCUGGAUGCUUAUCGACCUCGUGGCAACCUCCGAGCUCGACCCCAGAGUUCCAAUGGCCUGAUUCGACGGAGAUGCUACGUUGCAGGGAUACGGGCUUUGGAAGAUCGACUAGGCGUGACUCUUCCCGAAGACUACAAAGAGUUCCUCAGUAUCACUAAUGGUCUUGACUCCAUGUGGGAUGGCCAGAAUCUCGUAGAUUAUCUAGCUGGUGCUCAGGAAGUCAAUUGGCAAGAACUCGACUUCCUCGAAGGUAAUGAACUUCCCCUGUUGAAUGAUGGCGAGCCACUAGCAUGGACGAAAAACAUCCUAGAAUGGCCAAAGAUGGAAAAGCCUCGAUGUAUCUGUCUCUCGGGCGAUAUCAACCAUCAAGAAAAGGCUGGCCAUUUCUUUCUCGUCGGUCAAGACCUUCUCCAUCCAGCCAAAGAUUACUUCUUCAAAACAUACGAGCAAAGAGACGAGGCUCAGCGUCGUGAACUUGACCGCCUCGUUCAGGAGACAUACGGCAGCAUGGAGGACUUCCGAAAUCUCGAGUGGGGGCUGGUUAGUUGGACCGCAUGGGAAUUUACUGUUUAUCCGUAUAAUCGGCUUCGAGACUUCUUGGAACAGAUGGCUGAGGCGUCUUUGCGGCAAGAGAGACCCUGGCUAAAUAUGUUUGAGCCGAGAUUUAGAAGGACCACAAACACGGAUGAUGCAUUCAUCGUCCCUAAAACAUUUCACAUCUCAACCAAGCACAUCAAAGAUCAAGAUAUCUCUUUCAAACUUGACCUAUAUGAUAAUUUAGCAAAGAAAACGAGAUUAGACCCGGCGAUCAUGUGCACUAAGGUCCAGAGGAAGUAUUCCUGCCGAAAGUGCUACCUUCUGCUCAAGGAUGAGUGGGAAGAAAUACCUUGUGCAAAGGCAAGGGAGAAGGGUGGUGCCAUGGGCGCCUGCGGGAAUCCAGCGUUAAUCGACAGGAAGGAGAUCGAAACCAUAUGCGAUGAGUGCUUCAAGAAGCAGAAGAAGAAGCGAGGUUUUUAA